Messenger RNA from Seminavis robusta, 2939 nucleotides. The record is from the annotation of a GenBank genome assembly. NCBI's taxonomy places the organism in Eukaryota, Bacillariophyta, Bacillariophyceae, Naviculales, Naviculaceae.
AAUGAACCCAGCAAUAAUGGAAGCUGCUACUGUACUGUAGUAACCGUGUGACAUGGCACCUUCCUGUGCAAUGCUGUCCUGUGUCAAGAGCAAAUCUUGACAACAGCCAGUUUCGCUUUGUGUUGAUCAGCUUCAGCACAACACCUUUUUGUGAUACACCAGCCGGUCUUUUGGUUUUUCCAUAUUUUAGAGAUGGGAGGUAUUCAUUCCGAGCCACUGGCCGAGAUCAGAAAAGAGGAUGUCGCAAGGCGUGUGAUAUCCUUGGGAGCAGAGUAUCAAGACUACGCACUGUUAGUGGAUGACAAUGGGAUCGAUGGAGACCUGUUGGGAGAAAUGGACGAAGCGAUCUUUUUGGAAACUCUGGAUGACAUUGGCCUGGACAAUCGCACACAUCGUGCCAAGUUGCUGCAGGAAUUUCACAAGUGCGCUCGAGGCUAUACCAUUGAAGUACAACAGCAGCAGCAACAACAGCAACAUAUUAUCCAGGAAGUCACUGUCGGUCGUCAUAUUCCACAGGAGGUGCCAUCUCCUCUCCUGGAGGCAGCAACGACAACAGCACAACGACGAGAUUCCACACAACACCCCUCCUAUCACGUGGAUCAUCCCAAUCGAGCUACCACAGAGGCCGAACAGGCUCAUUUGGCACCCAAUUUCUUCCAAAAACUGGACACUGUCCCCGAAGCCACACGGCCACCCAUUGCCAAGGACGACAUGGAUCGCGUGGCGUUGGUAGAAAGUUACCGAUUGCAAGAUAUUGAACCUGAUUCGGAUAUUGCCCAAAAAUUAGUGGGGUUGGUACAAAUGGCCAUGAAUCUAUUUGAUGUCGAUCUGGGAGAUAUUACAUUUCUCAAUCAUGAAUGUCAAUACAGUCUCGCCCGAGUUGGAUUGACCGAACCCAUGGAAGAGGCCAUUAUCGAUAAGGUCUAUGAUGCCAUUAAUUAUUCACAAGAUGGAAAACCCUUCCUCUGCAAGACAUCACGGUCCAUUGGUAUUUGCAAUUUUCCAACCUACUCGGGACAGAGCUUUCUCGUGCCGGAUAUUGAACAGGAUAUUGCCUUUCAGUGGAUGCGGGUGGUGUGGCCCUUUCGGUGUUACCUGGGAGCACCACUCUUGACAGCUUCCGGUGUUGUGUUUGGCACCCUCUGCAUGCAUUCUCUAGAACCCCGCGAGGAUUUGAAUGAGGAAGGCUUUGCAGUGCAAUUAGAGCAAGUGGCCAACAUGGUGGUACAGAGUAUUGAGAAUUGGAAAUUGAGACGCAACAUUAAUCGACUGGAAACGACUCGAUUAUCACUACAAACGACAAAAAACAAAUCCAAACCACCGCAAGACAAGGCUGUGGCCGUUUUUACAGGGGUCGAGGAAUGUGAAACUCUGGAGGGCAUUGCACCAGCGUUGAUCCAAGAUGGUGUGGCGCUGUAUCAUCAGAUUGCUCAACAAUUGCGGGAAGAAUACUUUGGUUAUGAGGUUUCCAGACGGGGACCCGAUGGAUUGUUUUUGGUGUUUCAUGAUGCAGUCGACGCCUUUGGAUUCGCUUUGGAUUUGCAGCAACAGCUAUUUGAUGCCAAUUGGUCCCCCGAACUAUUGGCCCUACCUCGGGUCGGUGACAAUGGCAGCGGCUUUCGGGGUCUACGAGUCAAAGUGGGAGCGUACAUGGGGGAUGUCACGGCCAUUAUAAAUCGCAAAACAGGAGCAAUGGAAUAUCAAAGCGUCAAGAGCUGCACCAUUGGGAUUGCCAAGAAUCUCUACGAAAUGGCUGCAGGAGGACAGAUUCUAACCAUCUUUGAUACGUGGAAUGUGGCCUCGUUUUUGGCAGAAACAAAGCUGUUCUCUCCCCAGGUGGUGGACCUGGGCUCACAUGUGAUCAAGAAGGGCAAGAGCUCCCACGAUGGGGUCAUUUCCGAACGAAUUGUCCAGCUCGUUCCAGCACCGCUGGCAAGUGAUUUUAGUGAAAUGGCCAAAUUGGGGGAGAGUUACACAAGCUUUGACCUGGAUGGGAUGAGUGCUGACCUUAGCAUGGAUGCCAGCAUGGACUUGGGAAGAGGCCUAAGGUCUUCCAGCUUGUGGGGGCGACAAUUUCCAGACAUCAAGAGUGAAAAGAAGCUCUCCCCUUCAUUCUACGAUGCCCCAGGAGUCAAUGCCAGUGGCAAAGCCAAGGUUACGAUUGCAUUUAUAUCAACCAGCGAAAUUGAAAAGCGAUACAAGGAGGCGGCAGCCAUUGUCUCCCGAAUCAUAGGGCUGGCCUCGUCGGCUCUCACCGGGACAUCUGGUUAUCAAUGUCAAAACAACAUGUUGGCGUUUUCGGAUAGCCGGGCAGCAAUCAACUUUGGGCUGGGGUUCUUUCAGCUUCUCAAGAGGCAACAACCACUGCCGGGAGGGGUAAAUCUUUCUACACUGGUGUCGUAUGGAUGUGUCCAUGACUCCUUCAUCACACUGGAGCCACACAAGACUACUGGACGGGCAGAUUACUUUGGGAAGGUUGUGAACCGUGCCGCCCGUGUGGCUUAUUCUUCAGCGGUUGGGACUGUCUGUGUUGGCGAAACGAUUACUCCUGGGUACGAUCCCUCUGCGUUUAAGGUGAAUGAUCCUAAAAUCAGUGUUCACUUUGUGGGCUAUCGAAAGCUCAAAGGAGUCGAUGGGGAGGUCGCUGUAUUCAAAUGUAAAAGAAUCAAAAAUGUGCUGCAACAAUAGACUAAGGUGGACUAACGUGCAACAAUGGAAAUGUAAUGGUAGAAACGUCUACUUUUCUUGGUUACAUUCUUGCAUUUAUUUCUAUUCUUUGUGGUCCAUAAAUUCUAUCAAUACUGCAAUGCAAAGCCUUACAAGGAAAAGCUGAAGAAAAUGUCAUUUUCCGUUUGUAGCAAGUGAGCCAGGUCUUCUUCAAAUGAGUACACAAGCACUCCUUGUUCAAUCAAUGUAUCAAUGGCUUGCACAUUCCCCUG